CACUGGAAGAAGGCGCCGACUGUCACGUGUUAUAGACGUUCCCCGCGGCUUAGCGUCACUUGUCUGUGACGUUACCCGAGGCCUAUUAGCAACUUGGAACAAGUAACGACCCUGGAUUAACUGGCUGUUGCGGGGCCUGGCGGACCGCUGUUAUGGCGGACGGAGGGUCCGGGAUGUGCUGGUGCCUGAGGCGAUGCGGGAAGAACCAGGAGGUUCUGUUGUUACCUGACGGGGAGGAGGUCACUAUGGGCCGAGGCUUGGGCGUCACCUACCAACUGAAACCCACGCUGUGCCCACUCAUGAUCUCCCGCACACACUGUCUCUUUAAGCAGAAUGCUAGGGACGAGUGGACUGUGACUGAUAACAAGAGUCUGAAUGGGGUGUGGAGGAACAAGGAAAGACUGGAACCUCAUAAGGCUUACACCCUGAGUGAAGGGACCCUCAUCCAGCUGGGGGUGCCCCCACCCAACAUGGAAAGUGCUGAAUUUGAGUACAUCCUGGUCCGGGAACAUCUAGACAAGGUUUCUGGGUCCCUAAUCAGGCCACUGCCCGGCAAGACCAAAGCAACAAGGACCAAACGCAAAUUCCCCUCUGAGGAUGCCGAUGCUUCGGGAAAUGAAGGUCCAUCUAACUUCUCCAUACCCAAGUUCUGCCGGGUCUCCAGAGAUGGUGAGGACUCGGCCAAAUCCUUGCGCACUUCACACAAGCAGCCUAAAGCAUCUGGCGUAGAGCCUGAAUUAAAUGACUCUGUGGAAACUGACACAGUAUCUCCCACCCAGCAGCAGUGCUGCCGCAGCACGUUACAGCUUUCCAGAGUCAGGGAGACAAUGGAGGAGAUCCGCCGGCUGAAUGUGCAAAUACAGGAGAAGCAGAUAGAGAUGCAAGAGAAGCUGAACCAUCCCCAAGAGAGCCAACUGGGUUCUAACAGUUACCUUGUGGUGCAGAAGGAGCUUCAAGCGCUGCGCAACCAACUGAGCAACGAGCAGGAGCAGCACCUGCAGAGCGUGAAGGAGCUGAAGGAAAUCUUCCAGGAGGAACAGCAGAGCAUGGGGAGUCAGAAGCAGGCGGAGGAGGAGCAUCUGAAGGAGCAGUUGGCACAGGCACUGCAGGAGCACACUCAACUUAUGCAAGAACUGAAUCGCAACAAAAAUGACUUUGAGCAGAUUAUUCAGGCAAAGAAUAAGGAACUCCAGGAGACCAAGGAGGAGAAGGAGAAGGUUUGUGCUCAGAAGGAAGAGGUUCUGAACCAUAUGAAUGAUGUGCUGGAUAAUGAACUUCAAUGCAUCAUUUGCUCUGAGCAUUUUAUUGAGGCUGUGACAUUAAACUGCGCCCACAGCUUCUGCUCCUAUUGUAUAAAGUCAUGGAGGAAACGUAAAGAGGAGUGUCCCAUCUGUCGCCAAGAGAUCUUGUCCGAGACUCGUUCCCUUGUGCUGGACAAUUGUAUUGACAGUAUGGUGGACAAGCUAAGCCCAGAGAUGAAGAACCGGCGCGCAGCUCUGAUAUUGGAACGCAAAGGUGAGAGCAGAGAUGGUACAGGCGGAGGAAUCAAACCCUGUUCUCGUGGUCAGUGACAGCAGUUCCUUCCUGUCGGACACGUUCUACAUCUCCAGCAGCAGCUCAGACAGUGAUGAGCUGGGCAGUGAUUUUUGGAUGGUGAAUGAGGAAGAGGAGUAUGAAGAAUCUCUGUUCGGCUGCGGGACUGAUGAACUGGACUCCUCUGAUUUUGAGUCAGAUGAUGAUGACAGCUUUUUAAUAGUAUAAAUCCUCUCCUCCAGCUGCAGAGCAGUAUGAUUUCAUCACUGAGCCAAUCACAUCCGUGGCCUCCACCUGGGCCAAUAUCAAACUGUUACACUUAAAUGCAUCAAGUUUAUUUUCCUUUAUAUAUGUAUUUAUUUCAUUUGCAUCAUGUGAUAUUGUAGCAAUGAGGAGUCUACCCUGCAGUUCAGCUGCACCAGGGACUGUAGGCUUUUCUUUCUGUUUGGGGUGAUUCUGUUAUAUAUUGGGCUUGGGGUCCGAGCAGUUAUUGAAGGCACUUUGGAUGCUGUGUGCCCCCCAUUGUCACCUGUCUUACACUCUUGCUUGGGGAGAGGUAGGUACAGUAAAGCCAUUUGAGUGAGUGGCAAGUGGGGGGUUAAAACAGCAGUUUCAGGGUUGUCCUUGGGGCUGAUGGGGGGGGGGGGGCACAGCUAAGAUUCUAUUUUGUUACUGAAGAGAUAUUUGGAAACAACUUUAUUUAGCCUCCUGUCUUUUCUUAUGGCCUCCUUAAUAUUGAGGUGGGGCCAACUUGAAAGGGCAUGUAGUGUGCCAAAAGUGUAUUGAUAUUAGUAAUUCAAACCAGGCAAUGUUCUUUGAAUGAUGUGUGAUUUUUUUUUUUAGAUGAAACACAGCUCUUUAAUUAACAUUCUGAACAAUGGAGGCAAACAAAUAAUUUCAUGGAAAAUUAAUGUAAAUUACAAAAUGAAGAGGUUGAUAUAACAAUAAUCAAUACAAGGUUCCUUCUUAAAGUAACUUUUUGAAUUAGCCAAGUUGUCCUACUGUUUUUAUGUAAAUCAAUGCUACAGUUUCUCUUUCUCCUUUAUUUAUGAUGCAGAGAACUGCUUUUUGCAAUAUGUAGCAGCUUUCUGUGAUACCUUAAAUGAUUAUCCUUAAAGGAUCAGGAACACCAAUUGUUUUAAUACCAAUCACCCCCCCAAUUGCUAUAAUGAUAGGGAAGGCUUGCUUCCCCUUGACUUUUUUCAAAUCUUCAGCUUGAAUUUGACAUGCGAAAGGCGACAGCAGCCUGAAUUACUCUGUGCGCUAAACCGGAAGUCAGCUUUGUACCGUUAACCUAAAGUACCUAGGUCUGCAGAUUAAAUAUAUGCUCACAUCAUUACCCCCAAAGUUUCUUAGGUUAUUGGUGCACAGAGGAAUUCAGGCUGCCAUCACCUUUCUCCUAUGGGGCACUUUGCAUGUAAAAUUAAAGCUGAAGAUUUUAAAAAAGCCAAGAGCAAGUAAGCCUUACCUAUUAUUAUAGCUAUUUUGUGUGGAAAUAUGUAUUAAAACAUUUGUUGUGACUGGUCCUUUAAGCAACAGUCUUUACCCAAAUCGGCAACUGUUCCAGCUAAAUAUCUGCCUUUAAAUCCUUUGAUGAUGUUAUGUUAAUUGAAUCCCGGAAUCCUUAGUAUUCCAGGCUGUCAGUGUUGUUCUACUUCCACAACCUCUGCUUGUGUUGAUAAUAAGGAUCUGAAUGUGAGCAAAUAAAUUAAUUCCUUUAGUUUA
Xenopus laevis (African clawed frog) is the source of this 3258-nucleotide messenger RNA. It is a transcript of the gene rnf8.L, whose product is annotated as ring finger protein 8, E3 ubiquitin protein ligase L homeolog. NCBI's taxonomy places the organism in Eukaryota, Metazoa, Chordata, Amphibia, Anura, Pipidae. The transcript is spliced from 8 exons. Gene Ontology annotation, biological process: protein K63-linked ubiquitination; protein ubiquitination; response to ionizing radiation. The record is from RefSeq and is a predicted model, not a curated record. Gene Ontology annotation, molecular function: chromatin binding; protein homodimerization activity; ubiquitin protein ligase activity. The coding region runs from base 153 to 1571 and encodes 472 amino acids. Gene Ontology annotation, cellular component: chromosome; site of double-strand break; ubiquitin ligase complex.